AUGGCAAAUUCUGAAAGAGUUGAAGAAAUGCAAGAAAAUUAUCAGAGAAAUAGAAAACUGCAAGAACUGCCCAAAGUAAGACAGCAAGUUGUUGGACCUAUUGAGAAAUUUCGCUUUGCUGAUGGACUGGACAUCACACUCAUGAUCCUAGGAUUACUAGCAUCACUAGUAAAUGGGGCCUGUCUUCCUGUAAUGUCACUGAUUUUAGGAGAAAUGAGUGACAGCCUUAUCAGUGGAUGUCUAGUCAAAACCAACACAACAAAUUAUCGGAACUGUACUCAGUCUCAAGAGAAGAUGAAUGAAGAUAUGAUUGUGUUGAUCCUGUAUUAUGUUGGAAUAGGAGUUACUGCCUUGGUUUUUGGCUACAUACAGAUUUCCUUUGGGGUUAUGACUGCAGCUCGACAGACCAAGAGAAUUCAAAAACAGUUUUUUCAUUCAAUUUUGUCUCAGGACACCAGCUGGUUUGACAGUUGUGGCAUCGGUGAACUUAAUACUCGCAUGACUGAUGACAUCAACAAAAUCAAUGAUGGUAUUGGAGACAAGAUUGCUCUGUUGUUUCAAAACAUGUCUACUUUUUCGGCUGGCCUGGCGAUUGGUUUGGUGAAGGGCUGGAAACUCACCGUGGUGACUCUGUCCACAUCACCUCUUAUAAUUGCUUCAGCAGCCAUGUUUUCUAGGAUAGUUAUCUCAUUGUCCAGUAAGGAAUUAAAUGCUUAUUCCAAAGCUGGGGCUGUAGCAGAAGUCUUGUUAUCAAUCUGAACAGUCAUAGCCUUUGGGGCCCAGGAAAAAGAAAUUCAAAGGUAUACUCAGAAUCUAAAAGAUGCAAAGAAUGUUGGCAUGAAAAAAGCUAUAGCUUCGAAACUCUCUCUUGGUGCUGUGUACUUCUUUAUGAAUGGAACCUACGGACUUGCUUUUUGGUAUGGAACCUCCUUGAUUCUUAGUGGAGAACCUGAUUAUACCAUCGGAACUCUCCUUGCUGUUUUUAUUAGUGUAAUCCAUAGUAGUUAUUGCAUUGGAGCAGCAGCCCCUAGCUUUGAAACCUUCACUAUAGCCAGAGGAGCCGCCUUUAAUAUUUUCCACAUUAUUGUUAAGAAAACUGCUAUAGAUAAGUUUUCAACAACAGGCUAUAAAUUGGAAUGCAUAGUAGGAAAUGUGGAAUUUAAAAAUGUUUCUUUCAGUUAUCCAUCAAGACCAUCUAUCAAAAUUCUGAAAUGUCUGAAUCUCAGAAUUAAGUCUUGAGAGACAGUAGCCUUGGUUGGCCUCAACGGCAAUGGGAAGAAUACAGCAGUCCAACUUUUGCAGAGGUUAUGUGAUCCUGAUGACAACUUUAUCACAGUGGAUGGUAACGACAUCAGAACUUUAAAUGUGCAGCAUUAUCGAGAACUUGGAGUAGUCAGCCAAGAGCCUGUUUUUUUGGGGACAACCAUUAAUAACAAUAUUAGAUAUGGGCGAGAUGGCGUGACUGAUGAAGACAUUGAGAAAGCAGCAAAGGAAGCAAAUGCUUAUGAUUUUAUAAUGCAGUUCCCCAUGAAAUUUAAUACCUUGGUAGGGGAAAAAGGAGCUCAAAUGAGUGGAGGACAGAAACAGAGAAUCGCGAUUGCUCGAGCUUUAGUUCGAAACCCGAAGAUUCUGAUCUUAGAUGAGGCUAUUUCUGCCCUAGAUACAGAAAGCGAAUCAAUGGUUCAAGCCACACUGGAGAAGGCAAGUGAAGGUCGGACUACAAUUGUGGUAGCUCACCGGCUUUCCACUAUUCGAAGUGUAGAUAUGAUUGUGACUAUAAAAGAUGGGAUGGUGGUGGAAAUGGCAAAACAGGGUCUAUAUUAUUCACUUGCAAUGUCACAGGAUAUUAAAAAUGCUGAUGAACAGAUGAACUCAAUGGCAUACUCUACUGAAAAAGGUAUCAGCUCAAUUCCUCUGUGCUCUAUGAAGAGCAUCAAGUCAGACUUUACUGACAAGUCUGAGGAAUCCAUCCAAAAUAAAGAGACAAGUCUUCCUGAAGUUUCUCUUUAAAAAAUUUUUAAAUUAAACAAGUCUGAAUGGCCUUCUGUGGUUCUGGGGAUAUUGGCUUCUGUUCUAAAUGGAACUGUUCAUCCAGUAUUUUCCAUCAUCUUUGCAAAAAUUGUAACUAUGUUUGAAAAUGAUGAUAAAACCACAUUAAAGCAUGAUGCAGAAAUUUAUUCCAUGAUAUUUGUAAUUUUGGGUAUUAUUUGCUUUGUCAGUUAUUUCAUUCAGGGAUUAUUUUAUGGCAGAGCAGGGGAAAUUUUAACCAUGAGAUUAAGAUACUUGGCAUUUAAAGCCAUGUUAUAUCAGGAUAUCUCCUGGUUUGAUGAUAAGGAAAACAGCACAGGAGCCUUGACAACAAUAUUAGCCAUAGAUACAGCACAAAUUCAAGGAGCAACGGGUUCAAGGGUUGGUGUCUUAACACAAAAUGUAACUAACAUGGGACUUUCAGUUAUCAUUUCCUUCAUAUAUGGAUGGGAGAUGACACUCUUGAUUCUGAGUAUUGCUCCGGUACUUGCUCUGACAGGAAUGAUUGAAAUGGCAGCAAUGACUGGAUUUGCCAACAAGGAUAAGCAAGAACUUAAGCAUGCUGGAAAGAUAGCAACCGAAACUGUGGAGAAUAUAUGCACUACAGUGUCAUUAACAAGAGAAAAAGCCUUCAGGCAAAUGUAUGAGGAGACGCUUCAGACUCAGCACAGAGUUUUUACUGCAAUUGCAUAUGGAGCUAUGGCCAUUGGAGAAACACUUGUUUUGGCACCUGAAUAUUCGAGAGCCAAAUCUGGGGCUGCACAUCUGUUUGCUUUGUUGGAAAAGAAACCAACUAUAGACAGCUAUAGUCAAGAAUGGAAAAAACCCGACACAUGUGAAGGGAAUAUAGAGUUCCGAAAAGUCUCUUUCUUCUAUCCAUGCCGCCCAGAUGUUCUAAUCCUUCACAGUUUAUCCCUCAGCAUUGAGAAAGGGAAGACUGUAGCAUUUGUUGGGAGCAGUGGCUGUGGGAAAAGCACUUCUGUCCAACUUCUACAGAGAUUUUAUGACCCAGUGAAAGGACAAGUACUCUUUGAUGGUGUGGAUGCAAAGGAAUUGAACGUACAGUGGCUCCGUUCCCAAAUAGCAAUCGUUUCUCCAGAGCCUGUGCUAUUCAACUGUAGCGUUGCUGAGAACAUUGCCUAUGGUGAUAACAGCCAUGUCGUGCCAUUGAAUGAGAUAAAAGAAGUAGCAAAUGCCGCGAAUAUCCACUCUUUUAUUUAGAGUCUCCCUGAGAAAUACAACACACAAGUUGGACUGAAAGGAACACAGCUUUCUGGUGGCCAGAAACAAAGACUAGCUAUUGCAAGGGCUCUUCUCCGAAAACCAAAAAUUUUGUUGUUGGAUGAGGCCACUUCAGCCCUUGAUAAUGAGAGUGAAAAGGUGGUUCAGCAUGCCCUUGAUAAGGCCAGUAAGGGGAGGACAUGCCUAGUUGUGGCUCACAGACUCUCCACGAUACAGAAUGCAGAUCUGAUAGUGGUUCUGCACAGUGGAAAAACAAAGGAACAAGGAACUCAUCAAGAGCUCCUGAGAAAUCGAGACAUACAUUUUAAAUUAGUAAAUGCACAGUCAGUGCAGUGA
Molecule: messenger RNA, 3606 nt
Organism: Globicephala melas (long-finned pilot whale)
Lineage: Eukaryota; Metazoa; Chordata; Mammalia; Artiodactyla; Delphinidae
Gene: ABCB5
Product: ATP binding cassette subfamily B member 5
Biological process (GO): transmembrane transport
Cellular component (GO): membrane
Molecular function (GO): ABC-type oligopeptide transporter activity; ATP hydrolysis activity; ATP binding
Source: RefSeq, a predicted model, not a curated record